GCAGUUACCAUCUGAUUUCGUAAGAAAAUUGUAAACAAUACGCGGAAGAUAAAUAAUGACAUAUAAGUUUCCUUAAUUUGUUGUAUUCUGCAGUUAUUGUCCAAUUUUGUCAUUUCAUCAUGACUUCAAGAGAAUUUGAUAUAAUUAUUUUUGGAGCGACAGGUUACACUGGGCGGUAUGUUAUAGAAGAAUUAGCUUAUAGUACUAAAUCAUCAAAUGUAAAAUGGGCUGUAGCCGGUCGGAAUGUGGAGAAAUUAAAAGAAUCUUUGAACAUUGUUCAAGGCUACCUAGGUGAUGAAAUUGACAUCAGCAAGACAACAAUCAUCAAAGCUGAUGUUAAUGAUGCUUCAUCAAUAUCUGAUAUGUGCAAGAGAGCACGUCUGAUACUGAAUGUAGUUGGGCCGUAUAAGUUUUAUGGAGAAGUUGUAGUUAAAGCAUGCAUAGAAAAUGGAACUCACCAUGUGGAUAUCAGUGGAGAAUUUCAGUUCUUAGAAAGCACCCAAGCAAAUUAUUUCAAUGUAGCAAGAGAAAAAGGUAUUUAUGUUGUAGAAGCUUGUGGAUUUGAUAGCAUUCCAGCUGAUUGUGGUAUUUCUUAUUUAAAGAAAAAAUUCCCUGGAGAUUUAAAUUCAGUUGAAUACUUUAUUGAAGUUGGGCAGGGUCCUAGUGGAAGAAAAACAAAUAUCGGAACAUUCAUGUCAGCUGUUUAUUCUGUUAGAGAUAUGUUUAAUACCAAAGAACUUGAUGAAGCUCUGAAGAAAGAUGUUUUCAAAAAAGAUUUGGUCAGAAGCAAUUAUCCAUUAUCUAGGAGGUGUCCACCUUUGUUUUAUAGUGGUGAAAUGAAAGGAUGGUGUUUUUGGUUUCUUGGACCUGAUGAACGAGUUUUAAAAAGGAGUCAAAAAUUCCGUUAUGAAUAUUUAAAUGAUAGACCUGUUCAAACAAAGGGAUAUAUUCGAAUGCAUUCAUUCUUUAUUGCUCUUUCUUAUGCAUUUUUUUUUGGUCUCUUUGGAUUUCUGUCUUUAUUUUCCCUUGGAAGAUAUCUACUUGUGAAAUAUCCAUCCUUUUUUACUGCUGGGGCUUUUUCAACGAAAGGACCAACUAGACAACAAGUAAUGGAAGGUACAACAAAAAUAACUUUGUAUGGAAAAGGAUGGAAAGACAAGUUAUCAGAGCCUACAGACCAGCAUACAACCGAACCGGACACUCAAAUGAAACUAACAAUUAGUGGACCAGAACCUGCUUAUCCAUUCACUGCAAUGUGUAUGGUUCAGGCUGGACUGACAGUUAUUGAAGAGACUGAUAAACUACCUUUGGAAGGUGGUGUCUUAACACCUGGUGUGGCAUUUGAGAACACUGCAUUGGUUGAAAGAUUAGAAAAACGUGGCAUGUCUUUCAAGUUGGAGAACAUUAACUGAGAAUAAAUCUUUUGUGUUUGUGUACUUUUGCAUAGGUGUAAUCAUGCUUUAAUUCUACUAUUCUAUGUCUAUGCAAUGUUUUUCAUUCCAAUUAUUGAACUUAUUCAUGAGGUAUUUUAAAUAACCAGUUUAUAAUUUUAAGUAUAUAUUUUUUUACAUAAAGCUAAUUUCUGAAAGUGUGAUUUUUCUUUUGUAUUAAAUGGAGUAGAAAAUGAAAUGUCUGUAAAAAUAAAACUGAACAUGAAUAGAGAUUAUUAUGCAUAGUUUUAUUAAAUUGUAAAGAGAGAGUAAUAGUCAUUUAUAUUUAAAAAUUUGUUUAUUAUAAAGCAAUCUAAUUAUUUAAAUAGUAUUUUUAUUAAAUUUACUAAAGUUCUGUUUCUGGUCACAUCUUUUUUUUUUUUAAUAAAAUAAUAUUUUUUAAUAUCUGUUGCCAUUUCAAAAGAAGUUUCAGAGAGCUUACUGAAGUCAAAUUUUACAGUUAUGUUUUUUAUUUCUACUAUAAUAUUUUCUUUCUUGGAAUUUGUUUUGAACUCAAUGGAAUUUUGUUAUGAAUGAAAAGUGAAAUAUUGGAAUGUUUCUACAAUCUCAUCUGUGAUAAUGCUUGCCAUGUCUAUUAUUAAAAAUGACAAUAAAUACAACAGAAAUUGUAAAAUAAUUUUUAAUGAUUCAGGAUUAUAAAAAUUAUAAAUGUAUGUAUAUUUUGGUAAAAUAUUAGAUAUUUCAAAUUCUCAAUUUUAUUAUUGUAAAAUUUUUUUUGUGCAGGGAGGAUUUAUACAUGUAUAAUGACGAGUUCUUUUU
Molecule: messenger RNA, 2210 nt
Organism: Argiope bruennichi
Lineage: Eukaryota; Metazoa; Arthropoda; Arachnida; Araneae; Araneidae
Product: saccharopine dehydrogenase-like oxidoreductase
Exons: 12
Coding region: 120-1412 (430 amino acids)
Biological process (GO): glycolipid biosynthetic process
Cellular component (GO): mitochondrion; lipid droplet; plasma membrane
Source: RefSeq, a predicted model, not a curated record